ACCCCCGGAUCAGCGACCCCCCCUCGUUUGGAACGGUGGUCCCCAUGAGUUCGGACCUACAGGACCUCCAGGACCGGGGGGGGCUCUGUAACGGCCUGCAGGACCUGAACCCCCCCCCUGCCCCCAUGAUGGAGGCCAGCAGCAUGGGCCAGAACCACCAAACCUGCAAAUACGACCUGCUGAGCAGCGUCCCAUUGACAGACCUGGAUCUGAAGGUCCAGUACCGGGGCCGGACGGCGGCCUCCCUGCUGGUCUCCAACCCUCAGGGCUGCCGGCUGUAUGCGGGUCACCUGGAGCCCAGUCCGGACCAGGUGGAGCUGUUCGGGCCUGUCACCCUGCAGCAGGUCCAGUUCCCCGGGACCUCCGAGAUCCAGAACCAGAAGCAGAAGUUUUACACCGACGCCCUCCUGGACGUCAUGGACCGAGGCCUGAUCCUGGAGCUCUGGGAGCAGGACCUCUACGCAGUCCGGCUCUGCCAGUGCAAGGUGUUCUGGUCCGUGCCCGGGACCUCCGAACCCGGACCCCCCAACCCUCUGGAGCGCGAGAAGAAGGUCCGGGUCUUCAGCCUCAAUGACUUCUUGCAAGGCCUGAUCCUGUUCCAGAGGGGCGAAACUCCGAACCCGCCCCCCUUUGAGGUUUACUUCUGCUUCGGUGAGGACUGGCCCGACAAGAAACCCAAAGAGAAGAAACUGAUCAUCGUCCAGGUGGUCCCCGUGGUGGCCCGGAUCCUCACGGAGAUGUUCUCUGGGGAACUCAGCUGGUCUACAGACAGCAUCCGGCUCCAGAUCUCCAACCCAGACGUGAAGGACCGGACUGUGGAGCAGUUCAAGGAGCUGCAGAGGCUCCUGCAGAGCCAGCACAUCCAGGGGCCCUGGACCCCCAACGUGCCCUAGACCUGGACCCCCAACGUGCCCUAGACCUGGACCCCCAACGUGCCCUAGACCUGGACCCCCAACCUGCCCUAGACCUGGACCCCUGCCCUCUCCUGGACCCCUGCCCUCUCCUGAACCCUCUCCUGAACCAGGACCCCUGCCCUGCCCGGGGCGUCGGAUUAUUUCAAAGACUUUGAUGUCUGUAAAAGAUAAAGAGUUACAUCUGAUGCACCACACUGUAAAAGAUAAAGAGUUACAUCUGAUGCACCACACUGUAAAAGAUAAAGAGUUACAUCUGAUGCACCACACAGUAAAAGAUAAAGAGUUACAUCUGAUGCACCACACUGUAAAAGAUAAAGACUUACAUCUGAUGCACCACACUGUAAAAGAUAAAGAGUUACAUCUGAUGCACCACACUGUAAAAGAUACAGAGUUACAUCUGAUGUACCACACUGUAAAAGAUAAAGAGUUACAUCUGAUGCACCACACUGUAAAAGAUAAAGAGUUACAUCUGAUGCACCACACUGUAAAAGAUAAAGAGUUACAUCUGA
Trematomus bernacchii (emerald rockcod) is the source of this 1423-nucleotide messenger RNA. RefSeq names its product interferon regulatory factor 5 (gene irf5). Gene Ontology annotation, molecular function: DNA-binding transcription factor activity, RNA polymerase II-specific; RNA polymerase II cis-regulatory region sequence-specific DNA binding; protein binding. NCBI's taxonomy places the organism in Eukaryota, Metazoa, Chordata, Actinopteri, Perciformes, Nototheniidae. Gene Ontology annotation, biological process: regulation of transcription by RNA polymerase II; immune system process. The record is from RefSeq and is a predicted model, not a curated record. Gene Ontology annotation, cellular component: nucleus.